AUGCCUCGUACUUCCUCGAUCGACUCCGCUAUCUCUUCCAUAUCGUCAACAAACGUAUCUGGUCCUACCAAAAGCACCGGAGAAAAAGAGCCUACCAUCACAGAGAUUCGAAAUCUAAUUGCUACUGCUGGCUCAGCAGAGAACCUCGUGCAACACUUGCUGCGAGACAAGGCACAGGCUGCUGCCCAGAAUGCGCAGCUAUGGAAGCUUGUUGAUAAGCAGCGUGCUCUUCUGCUUGGACUAAACAAAGACUUGGAGCGAGCGGCACAUGAUCGCGACCGGUACCGCAAAAGAGCGAAAGAGUUGGCCGCAGCCCAGACAGAAAAGGAGCGACAUGUUUCGGGCAGUCACUCGCCGCCACGUACACCACCAACAGACGAACUGCCGAUUCAAAUGACCGAGUCGCGCGAAGUUCAUCAGGAGCCUGAUCCUGGCUCUAGACAUGCUGGGCAGGACGAGACGUCUCCCGUCGAGGACAACAUGAUGCCCCCUCCGCUCCAUUUCAAUCUCCAGCAACAACAACAGCAACAACGGGCUCGUGCUUCUGAGCAGCCUAAAUUAUCGGCACUAUCGACAACCGAAUUGGCGGCUCCCAGCUUCGCUGUCAUCGCUCCAACGCCCGUAACGUCGAGUCCGUCACAAUCGUUCUCCACUAAGCGACAGAUUGCGCCGAAACCUCUGGACCUGAGAUCAUCAAAAGAAGAUUCCAAGUUGGCACAACUCGCGCUCGUCGAUGCAGCAGCCACUGAAUCGGUCGCUGAUACUCCACCAGAUCAUCAGAGGGGUCGCAGAAAAACACGAGAAGAAGAUGAUCGCGAUCGAGAAAUGACCGCAUUACAACAAGCGAUGCAGCAAGAAGAGGCGCGGAGUCGUUCCAAAAAGACAAGCAAGCAGCCGCAACCGCCCAUGGAGCCUCCCGCUAAGCUUCUGCCAGCAGCAGACAUCACACAGUCCCGCCCCGUGGCUGGCCAAAGCCAACACCAAACGACUGCAUCUGACGCCUCUUCUCAAUACUCGCAGAAAGGUCAGGAAGGGUCGACGCUUUCACCACCAAUGCGAAGCCCAGGCCUUCCAGCAAGCCCCAGGCCUUCAGCGGCUGAAAGGGCGAUCGUAUCACCCGAAUCUCACUCUUCCCUCAACUCGCUCCCCCUUUCGCCCCGCAAUGGCGGCUUUCCAUUGUCACCACGCGCACCCAAACAGCCAAUACCUAUGCCUUCGAAUCUCCAGUCUGCGCAACUAUCUUCGCUUCAUGCGCCGGACGUGACCUUACCCCCUCGGUCAGAAUCGCUCAAUGUAGCAGUCAACGACGGACCCAUGGUCUCGUCAAGCGACAUCCCUACGCCUUAUCGAGGGUUGGUGGUGGCAACGCUACCAGACCUGCUACUUCCGCCAAACGCACUGCCUUCGAUUCAAGUGAAAGUUGCGUCAUCUCGCCUCAAACCCUCAAGGUUCUCGAUGCUGGGGUUGAAGCCGCAGGAAGACACCUCAGUUUUCAGUCUGUCGAUUUUCUCACGCUCCAAUUACAGAGAGCUCUGGCGGAUCGAGAAAAUCCCGGCUGCUCUGCCUCAUCUGGAUCAACAGAUCCGACCGCGUUGUCCAGAAGUCCCACGGCUGCCUGACCGAAAGCUGUUCACAGGCCAUGCACCAGCGACCCUUGACCAUCGGCGCAACGCCAUCGAUCAAUAUUUCGACGAUCUGCUUGACACGCACAUAGAUGAACAGUCGGCACUACUCAUCUGUAAAUUUCUCUCUACAGAUGUCCUAGAACCUCAGUCCGAUGCAGUUGCUAGCAAGAGCCUUGAGAACAUCAAACAGAAGACUCAUGUCGGUCAAAAGAAGACGGGAUAUCUGACCAAGAAAGGCAAAAACUUUGGGGGCUGGAAGUCUCGGUACUUCGUACUCGAAAGCCCCGAGCUGCGAUACUUUGAAGCCCCGGGAGGUGCGCAUCUCGGUACGAUCAAGCUGGCGAAUGCUCGAAUCGGGCGUCAGACUUCAAACGAAGUUGCACUUGCGGACGAAGCGGAGAGUGAGACUCAAUACAGACACGCGUUCCUAAUUCUCGAGCCAAAGCGCAAGGACUCUAGCAGUUAUGUCCGCCAUGUGUUGUGCGCUGAGAACGAUACGGAGCGGGAUGAAUGGGUGACUGCACUGUUACAUCACAUCGAGGAAUCACAAGCUGUUAGGCCACCAACUUCUGGAGGCGACGGGGCUCACCCGAGGACGCUUCUUCGUGGUGCAGACUACGCUGAUGGCCAGGCUGAUGCCGCUGCGAAAAGUAGCAGUCCAACCCUUGGACCUGGAACGAGCGGAAGUGCGUCUCCAACAAGCAGUGCUACGCCGCCACUCGAUCAAGGAACCAAUGAGCCUUACGCGAAGCCUUCCUCUGCUAGUCUAGGGAUCCCAACCAACCCACGUGCAGGCAACAGACAGAGCUCGAGCGGCCAGCCUCAGGGGCAGAAGAUUCGCAACCUUUUCCAGUUCAGAAAGUCAUCCCAUGAAGCAUUGAAUGGCUCAUUGGGUGAUCAACGCAGCCCACAUCCCCCAGCAUCGACCAGGUCAGCCCACCGAGGCUACGUGCGUCCAGUCUUCGGACUCUCCCUUGUUGAAGCGGUGGAGUCGUGUCCUCCCGAGGGCGUUGAUGUGCUACUCCCAGCUGUAGCUUAUCGCUGCAUCCAAUAUCUACGUGGCAAGAAAGCAGCGAACGAGGAAGGUCUAUUCCGUCUGAGCGGUUCCAACAUUGUGAUCCGUACGCUCAAAGAGCGAUUCAACACCGAAGGCGAUGUUGACCUUCUCGAGGACGAAGAAUACUACGACGUCCACGCCGUGGCCUCGUUAUUCAAGUCGUACCUUCGAGAGCUUCCCACGACGCUUCUCACACGAGAACUACAUCUUGAAUUCUUGAAAGUGCUUGAGCUGGAUGAUAAACGGCAGAAGAUUGUGGCAUUCAAUGCUCUAGUGCAUCGACUACCGCGAGUCAAUUUCGUUCUUCUACGAGCCUUAUCCGAAUAUCUUCUCGAGGUCGUCUCGAACCAGGAUCGCAACAAAAUGACCGUGAAGAACGUGGGAAUCGUGUUCUCACCGACUCUGAACAUCCCUGCUCCCGUAUUCUCUAUGUUUCUCACGGAAUUUCACGCCAUCUUUGACCAGCCAGAGCAGGACGAAAUCGCACAGCCGUUUGUGACUAUUCAUGAACCGCAGCAAGAUGACAUCCGCUCCCCUCGUCGGCAGAUGUUCACGGAUCUUCCUACUCCACAAUACAACCAAAACAGCUUUGCGCAGAAUGCUUCGGCUCAUACAACGCGCGGCUACGACCAUGCUCACCACAUUGGCGACAUGGGAAUGCAACCACUGCAGCACUCCUACGAGACGAGAAGUUAUGUCUCAAAUCCCAACGACCACCCUCCUGCUCCACCUCAGCCAAUGUAUCCCCCACCACCACAACCAGGACAACAACAGCAGUACCAGCAGCAGCAACAAGGUGGUUAUCGAGUGGUGGCGCCGGAUAAUGCGGCCAGCAGCAAACAAAAGCGUCGAGAGAGCGCCAUGCUUCUUUUCUAA
Messenger RNA from Cyphellophora europaea CBS 101466, 3558 nucleotides. RefSeq lists its product as uncharacterized. The record is from RefSeq and is a predicted model, not a curated record. NCBI's taxonomy places the organism in Eukaryota, Fungi, Ascomycota, Eurotiomycetes, Chaetothyriales, Cyphellophoraceae. Gene Ontology annotation, cellular component: cytoplasm. The transcript has a single exon. Gene Ontology annotation, biological process: signal transduction; regulation of GTPase activity. The coding region runs from base 1 to 3558 and encodes 1185 amino acids.